CUUUACGUGAUCGGGUCUGUCUUUUAACAAAAACAGAUCUGUGAAUGUGUAAGACCUAAUGACAUAUUUCCUUUGUUUUAAAAAGGGCCUGUCCUAAAGAUAAACACCUGUCUCAAACAAUAGUCUAGAGAUAACAGCAUUACAUUGCGGAAUUUUCUACCUUGGAGACAAGUGAAAUCAUCUACAUUUUAGACAAAACAUUGAAGAGAAAUGGAAAAUAUUGACAGACAAAAGAAGAAACUCCGCAUUGGAUUGAUGUUUGACUGUGAUGUCGGGGGACAACUACAUAGGCACUCAACUCGUAGUGAAUUAAUGAGUUGUAGAAGAAAUGAAGAAGAAAAAGCUGAUAAUAGAACAUUUCAAUUGGAAAUGCUAGCAAAACAACUUGAAAUGAAAAAACUUGACAAAAAUAUGGAAGAAAUGAAACUCAAUACUGAAAAAAUAAGACAUGAUAGCUUAAAGCUUGAAAUUGAAAAAGAACAUUGCAUAAACCAAAACAUAGAGAAGAGCAAGAUUAAUUACGUGAAUGCUCAGGCUUAUGCUGAAAAUGCAAGAAGAAAUGCUGAAGUUGAAAGGACAGCCGCUGAAACUGCAAGGGCAAGGGCUGAUGAGGCGAAAUUCGAACAAAUAAAACUUUUGAUGACAAUGAACAGAGGUUCCGCUGAGGUACCGGGGAUAAUGCAUGCUCACGACGAACUUCAAGCCAACAUGUUGUCCUCUUUCAGCUCAAUUUAAACAAUAAAACUUCGAUCGACAAUUCAACAUUUAUGUGUAGGUAACGGUCGCAUUUAUAAAUGAGCUAUUUUCUCAUCUCAUUAUUACUUCUUAUGCUUUUAGAUGAACAAAAUUUUUUUAUACUCAUACCACACCUGUGAGCUCUAAUGUAUGUACCGAUCAUUGAAUAAAAUGCAAGUCAUCUAUAUAAACAAUGAUCCAAUAACGCGUUGGCAUAAAUAAUCCAUCUUUGUAAUUGUCACGAGAGCUAAUGUUAGUAUAAUAGUUGGUGUUUUCACUUCUUAGUAUCUAAAAGUGAAUGGUGUUUUGAAAGCGUCAAUAAUGUGAUAAUAAAGGUUUAAAUAAACGCAAAGGUGAAGUUUAUAAAUUUUGGUCUGUUUUAUAAACAUAUACUUAUAAAUGUUACUCGGAUGGUUUAACACCGGAUUUAAUACCAUAAUACAUGUAUAUCAAAUGGUGGAUGUGCCAAUUGUUCAAUUGAUAUGUAUCAAGUAAUAAGUACUAAACUCAUUUUGUUAGCUUCACUUAUGUCUAACUGUUGGAUUUUAGACCGUUUAGUAAUAGUAUUUCAGUUAUAUAGAAGUGUGUUCCUCAACUCACCUGUCUUUUUUUUCCAUAUGAACUAGAGAUAUGGUACGAAUAUCUCGUAAGCAAUGUUUUGUAUAUGUGCAUUGUUGAAGUGGUCGUUAUCGAUAGAGUUGUACUCCUAAGGGAGUGGGCUAUUCUUAUUUUAAUUGUUGAAUGUUAAAUUACAUAAAGGAUAACCAUUCAUGUAUAAUAAUAAUAUGACCAAUAAAGUAUAAAAUGUUACAGAUGUAAAUGAAAAAUGAACAAUAAAAAUAUUAAUUCCACUAACGCUGCCGUACUUAACGUCGCAAAGUAUGACAUUUUUCCGGGGGUUUUCCCCGGUUACAACAACGUGGUAAACUCAAAAUAAGUUUUGCAUGUUAUGCAUGUAACAUUUAACUUUGACUCUGUUUUCCAUUAUUUCCGAAUUUAUCUCAUUUCAUAUACUUGUUUUUUUUUGUCAGAAAUUAUCAACUUGCCCAUUUUGCAUUCGUGUGAACGCACGAUAAUAAGGUGGGAAAAUAUACAUGCUUUCUUAUAAUUAUAUUAGUUUGUAUUUCCUCUUAAGUUUUUGUUAUUCACAUGUGUCUAUUGCAUAGAUGCUAGCCAAACCGAUAAUAUUUUUGAUAACGGUUAUAGACAUAUUUGGACCUAAUUUUUUUGAUUAUCUUAAUAACUGUUUAUAGCGUUAUUUUCCUUUUAUUGUUUUCCUAUUAAUUACAUUUUAUGUAACAUA
Ruditapes philippinarum (Manila clam) is the source of this 2038-nucleotide messenger RNA. RefSeq lists its product as uncharacterized. The record is from RefSeq and is a predicted model, not a curated record. The transcript has 5 exons. NCBI's taxonomy places the organism in Eukaryota, Metazoa, Mollusca, Bivalvia, Venerida, Veneridae. The coding region runs from base 211 to 735 and encodes 174 amino acids.